This is a messenger RNA of Nicotiana tabacum (common tobacco), 2006 nucleotides long. RefSeq names its product protein NRT1/ PTR FAMILY 5.6. The record is from RefSeq and is a predicted model, not a curated record. Gene Ontology annotation, cellular component: membrane. Gene Ontology annotation, biological process: dipeptide transport; transmembrane transport. Lineage: Eukaryota; Viridiplantae; Streptophyta; Magnoliopsida; Solanales; Solanaceae. Gene Ontology annotation, molecular function: dipeptide transmembrane transporter activity; tripeptide transmembrane transporter activity.
AUAUAAGGAGAAUAAAAGCAAAGAAAGCUGCCAACUUACAAACAACAUAUCUUCUUUAUUAUCUUAGAGAAAUGGAAAAGAAAAAUGUUGAGAUAAAGAUGGGAGAAUCAGUAGAAAUUGAUGAGCAAAAAUGGGUUUAUGACUCUUCAGUUGAUUACAAAGGAAGAGUUCCUCUCAGAGCUUCAACUGGUGGCUGGAAAGCCUCUUUCUUGAUUAUUGCAAUUGAAUUCAGUGAAAGGCUGAGUUACUUUGGAAUAGCCACAAGUUUGAUUAUAUACCUAACUAAGGUUAUUCAUCAAGACCUAAAAACAGCAGCAAAAAGUGUGAAUUACUGGACAGGUGUCACCACUUUGAUGCCAUUACUAGGAGGGUUUGUUGCUGAUGCAUACUUGGGCAGAUUUUACACAGUUCUUGCCUCGACCACUGUCUAUCUCAUGGGCUUGCUUCUGUUGACAAUGUCUAGUGUGGUACCAAGCUUGAAACCUUGUGGAAGUGACAUCUGUCAAGAACCUAGAAAAAUCCAUGUAGUGAUCUUUUUCUUUGCUAUCUACUUAAUCUCAAUUGGAACAGGAGGGCACAAGCCUUCUUUGGAAAGCUUUGGAGCUGAUCAAUUUGAUGAUGAUUAUCCUAAAGAAAGAAGAAAGAAAAUGUCUUUCUUCAAUUGGUGGAGUUUUGGACUUUGCUCUGGUGUUUUACUUGGUGUCACACUUAUUGUUUAUGUACAAGAUCAUGUUAGUUGGGGUAUAGCAGAUUUGAUCCUUACAUUAGUUAUGGCUUCUAGUCUAGUCAUCUUCUGUGUAGGCAGGCCAUUCUAUCGUUAUCGAAAAGUCACUGAAAGUCCCUUAACUACAAUGCUACAAGUUAUUGUUGCUGCAACUAGAAAAAGAAAUCUUCCACAUCCUUCUAAUCCUGCUUAUUUACAUGAAACUCAAAAGUCAGAAGCUAAUCGAAGGAGGCUAUGUCAUACCAAAAGCCUCAAGUUUCUUGACAAAGCUGCAGUCUUUGAUGAGACACAAGAUACAAUAGUGCAAAAGCAGAAUCCAUGGAAACUUUCAACUGUAACCAAAGUGGAGGAACUGAAACUACUUAUCAACAUGACACCAAUUUGGCUAACCACUUUACCAUUUGGUAUUUGUAUAGCACAAGCUUCAACAUUUUUCAUCAAACAAGGCGUGACACUUAACCGAAAGAUCACUCACAAUUUUGAUAUUCCACCAGCUUCAAUGUAUGGCAUUGGAGCUAUUGGCAUGAUAGUAACUGUCACUAUCUACGACAAAAUCCUCGUACCUAUCUUAAGAAAGGCAACAAGAAAUGAGAGAGGCAUCAGUAUUCUUCAAAGAAUCGGUAUUGGAAUGAUGUUCUCGAUUAUAACUAUGAUCAUUGCAGCUUUGGUUGAACGAAAGAGACUAAGAAUUGUUGAGAAAAAUCUACUUGAGGGUUCAAUUUCAAUGAGUGUGUUUUGGUUAGCACCUCAGUUUUUUCUCGUUGGUAUAGGAGAUGGAUUCGCGCUAGUGGGAUUGCAAGAGUACUUCUAUGAUCAAGUACCUGAUACAAUGAGAAGUUUAGGCAUUGCAUUUUACCUUAGUGUAGUUGGUGCAGCAAAUUUCCUAAGCAGCAUGUUGAUCACAAUUGUGGAUCAUAUCACAGAAAAAAGUGGUAAGAGUUGGUUUGGAAAGGAUCUGAAUAGCAGCAGACUGGACUACUUCUACUUGUUGUUAGCUACUAUAACAGCAGCGAGCUUGUGCAUCUAUGUCUUUGUUGCAAGGAGCUAUUCCUACAAGAAUGUACAAAGCAAGAGAACUGCGGAUGUGGCUAAUUGCCAAGAUGGGGAUGAUCGCGAAGCAAUGGCUUAGAAAUUUGAUCUCUAGUACAUUAGUAGUACUAGUAUUGAAUAAGUGAAGUUGUCAAGCUGAGAAAGCAAAGUUACCAUGUAUCAUAUUUUGAUAACUUAGAAGCAACAAAACUCCUUUCUUAGAAGUUUAAUCCUAGUACAUUUACUAAAUUAA